CUCUUAUCCUCAAACUGUGGGGCAUACCAUACCAAAUUCUUAGCACACAUUUGUGAAAUUGAGAGUAAAGCAGAGUAAGAAAAUGUCUCGUUCUGCACUUGAUGCAGUGAUGACAGCAAGAGUCAUAGGAGAUGUGGUGGAUAUGUUCGAGCCAUCAGACAUAAACUUCACUGUGAAGUACACCUCCAAGCAGGUUAAAAAUGGUUGCGAGUUCAAACCCUCCGCCGUCGCACUCAGACCCCGAGUCGACAUUGGAAGAGAUAGCCAGGACUUGCGAACUUUUUAUACUCUUAUCAUGACGGAUCCAGAUGCUCCCAAUCCAAGUGACCCAACACUUCGUGAAUAUCUUCACUGGAUGGUAGUGGACAUUCCUGCUACAACCUCAGCUUCCAUGGGGAUAGAGCUAAUGAGCUAUGAGCCGCCCCGGCCGACGAUAGGAAUACACAGAUUUGUGUUCGUGCUGUUCAAGCAGGUGGGGAGGCAGACCGUCACUCCGCCUGGGUCGCGCAAUAACUUUAAUACCCGAGCCUUCGCUCAGCGUAACUCCCUCGGCCAUCCUCUGGCAGUCGUUUACUUCAAUGCUCAGAAGGAAACAGCAGCACGAAGACGCUAAUUUUUACAUGUUUAUACAAUCAUAUGGAUUUGGAUGUUCUAGGAUUAUGUUUUAUGCUCUCUGUUUUUUUUCAUGCCAAGUUCAGUAAAAUGAGCUAUUUUUGGCAAAUUUUCAGAGUCUAUAAUGUUAGUAUGAAUGUUUCUAGGAUUAGAUUAUAAAUGUUUGGGAUCAUACUCCAUGAUCUAUUAUCAUGAAUGUUUCUAGGAUUAGAUUAUAAAUGUUUGGGAUCAUACUCCAUGAUCUAUUAUCACACUUUGUCUUGACUCUUUUGUUAUUGAUAAACUUCAAUGAAUU
Cryptomeria japonica (Japanese cedar) is the source of this 907-nucleotide messenger RNA. Its product is annotated as protein HEADING DATE 3A. The record is from RefSeq and is a predicted model, not a curated record. The transcript is spliced from 4 exons. The coding region runs from base 83 to 613 and encodes 176 amino acids. NCBI's taxonomy places the organism in Eukaryota, Viridiplantae, Streptophyta, Pinopsida, Cupressales, Cupressaceae.